CGGGCUCAAGAUGGCCGCGCCCAUGGCUGCAGCGGCCGCCGCCCCGGCCCGCGCGUUGCCAUAGCGCUGCUGGGGUCGGGGUCGGCGGCGAUGGGCAACGUGCUGCCGCCGCGGGGCCGGGCUCUGCGCCGUGGGGAGCCGCUCGCCAACCCGGGCAGCUUCGACGAGCUGCACCGGCGCUGCAAGGAGGUCUUCCCGCCGCAGACCGAGGGGGUGAAGCUGGUCGUCAACAAGGCCCUGAGCAGCCACUUCCAGGUCAGCCACGCCGUGCACAUGAGCACGCUCGGCCCUUCCAGCUACCGCUUCAACACCACCUACGUGGGGGACCAGCAGCUCAGCACCACCGAGGUCUUCCCCACACUCGUCGGCGACAUCGACAACUGUGGAAGCCUCCAUGCGCAGGUGCUGCACCUGCUGACGGAGCGCAUCCGGACCAAGGCCAUCUUCCAGACACAGCAGUCCAAGUUUAUGACGUGGCAGUUUGAUGGGGAAUACCGCGGGGAUGACUGCACGGCCACCCUGACGCUGGGCAACCCUGAUGUGAUCAGUGAGUCAGUCAUCCUGGUGGCGCACUUCCUGCAGAGCGUGACCUCGCGUCUGGUUCUGGGAGGAGAGAUGGUGUAUCACCGACGCCCGGGCGAGGAGGGCGCCAUUGUCACCCUGGCAGGGAAGUACACGGCUCCCAAAUGGGUGGCAACACUGAACAUUGGCUGUGGCGGUGCCCAUGCCAGCUACUACCACAAAGCCAAUGAGCAGGUGCAGGUUGGGGUGGAGUUUGAAGCCAACACUCGGCUGCAGGACACCACUUUUGCCUUCGGCUACCAGCUCAACUUAACCCAAGCCAAUGUCAUCUUCAGAGGUCUCGUGGACAGCAACUGGUGCGUGGGGGGUGUCCUGGAGAAGAAGCUGCCACCCCUGCCUGUCACCCUGGCCCUGGGCGCCUUCCUCAACCACUGGAAGAACCGCUUCCACUGCGGCUUCAGCAUCAUCGUGGGCUGAUAGAGCCGUGCCCCUGGGCUCUGACUGCUGUGAUGCUACAGCAGGAGCAGGUCCUGGCUGGGUCUGCAUGCCACAGACUGAGGACUGGCAGCCUCCCACUGCCUUCCUGUCUCAGGGAGCCUUUGUGCCAUGAGAUGUACUGCCCCAUGGAGUGACCUACUGCCUUCAUGGCAGCUGCUUCUGGGGUCCAAGAGACAUCUGACACCUGGUGCUGCUUGGGGGAGUCACUCUUUCUGCAGUCAGCCCAGAUCUCUGUGACCACAGUGUGGGUGUGGACAUAGGCUGUGCUGGGGUUGCCCAGCCCAGCGCAGUGAGUGCCACGGGACCGCGCAGUGGUGGUGGGAGUAGGCGGUAUAGGGGCUGCUGCUGGGUGUGAUGUUUUUGCUGUACGAUGGCUUGGAACCCCAUUAAAGCACUUGGGCUGCUG
This is a messenger RNA of Alligator mississippiensis (American alligator), 1426 nucleotides long. It is a transcript of the gene TOMM40L, whose product is annotated as translocase of outer mitochondrial membrane 40 like. Gene Ontology annotation, cellular component: mitochondrial outer membrane translocase complex; mitochondrial outer membrane. NCBI's taxonomy places the organism in Eukaryota, Metazoa, Chordata, Crocodylia, Alligatoridae. The coding region runs from base 91 to 999 and encodes 302 amino acids. The record is from RefSeq and is a predicted model, not a curated record. The transcript has 9 exons. Gene Ontology annotation, biological process: protein import into mitochondrial matrix. Gene Ontology annotation, molecular function: transmembrane protein transporter activity.